Messenger RNA from Notechis scutatus (mainland tiger snake), 648 nucleotides. Lineage: Eukaryota; Metazoa; Chordata; Lepidosauria; Squamata; Elapidae. The record is from RefSeq and is a predicted model, not a curated record.
UUGCAAAAUGUCAGAGAUGCCCUGAUGCCUCAGAUCAUUGUGACGCUGGAGGAAGAUUCCAAAAUGACCCGUUUGAUAUCUUGCCAAAUUAUCAGGACUUUUUUAGACAACUGCAGAAAGCAGCCUGAACUCAGCAAAAUUUAUCCAGAAAUCUUGAAGCGCUUGGAUGACGUCUCGCACGAUGUCCGUUUGGCAGCUGCUGAUGCCUUAACCAGUUGGUUCAGAUGUAUAAAUGACCCGGAGACAAAAGCCCUUCUGAAAACCAACAUCAAGGUCCUCUACCAAGAGUUGUUAGUUCACCUGGAUGACCCUGACCAAAAUAUCCAAUUGGCUGUUUUAGAUACUUUGAAAGAAGGGGGCGUUCUCUAUCCAGACCUCUUGGCGAAGGAAAUCGAAGGAGUUGUACACAAACAUCGCACUCCAAUCUACUGUGACCAGCUACUUCUGCACCUUGAAUCAACAGGAUGGAGCUAUUCUGAGUCCUAAAUGCCUCAGUGUGCCUUGAUUAAUAAUGCCUUAAUUAAUUAAAAAUGGAAAUCUUUCCAUUUGUUCCCCAGAAAACAGGCACUUCAAUAAAGAGAGACAUUUUAAGCUGGAAGAGGCUAAAAUUCAUAUCCUCCUUGCAUAUGUGAACACUGCAAAAAAAAA